AUGGCACCUAGUAGAAUCAGCAGUAACCCCUCUUCCGCUCCAGAAAAGCCUUUGUCAUCCAUCGCUGAAGACGAUGCCUCGAUGAUUCCAUCUGCCGCGUCUAGAAUAACGUCAGCUUACCUCUCCUGCUGCACCAAGCAGCUCAACCCUCAGCAGACUUCCACAUCCUCCAAAGCUCGGCCGUACAUCGAGACACUGCUCAAUAAGGAGAUUGGGGAUAUAUUGAGUACAAAGUUGAACACGAGAGUGGAGGAGAAAAGAACGGAGGGCGCUUUGGAGGAUGUGACAAUGUUUUUGGUUGCGAUUGACGUUGAGGAUAACGAGGUGACAGCUUUGGGUAAAAUGAUGGGGGAAUGGAUAAAGGGAGAUACAUAUGUAGACGUGUCUACCCAGGUAUAG
Cryptococcus amylolentus CBS 6039 is the source of this 399-nucleotide messenger RNA. RefSeq lists its product as hypothetical. The record is from RefSeq and is a predicted model, not a curated record. Bases 1 to 399 code for a protein of 132 amino acids. The transcript has a single exon. Lineage: Eukaryota; Fungi; Basidiomycota; Tremellomycetes; Tremellales; Cryptococcaceae.